GGACCUAUAAAUGGCACCACCCAGCCCAAUGGACAGAUGCCCCAGGCUGCGCAUUCUGUCAGUGCUGUUCUUGAAGAGGCCCAGGCACAUGCUGAAACAUGUAAGGAUCAGAAGCCAGCCCUCGGGAACCGCCAGGAGCCAGGAGCACCCCGGGCCCCGCAAGGCCCCAAGUCCAGCCUGCCCCACCCGCUCCGGUGCAGAGGUCCUGGGACACCCGUGGCAGCCCCGCCACACCCCCCAAGGCCAAGGGCACAGGCAGCAGGGGCUUCCCCGCCCCGCCCGACUGCUUCCUGCCGCCACAGCAGCCACCAAUGCAGCUCCUGGAGUACCCAGAGCUCUCGCCGCCUCCCCCGGACUUCAUGGAGACGCCCCUGGACUUCGUGUUCCCUCCCCUCGCUGUCGCCAAGAGGCCUCCUAUGCCCCACCCCCCCAACAGGCAGGAAGCAUCAAGGUUCACAAGCAGCAAAUGAAUAAAAGUUAAACGUUCUUCCUACUG
Molecule: messenger RNA, 496 nt
Organism: Pongo pygmaeus (Bornean orangutan)
Lineage: Eukaryota; Metazoa; Chordata; Mammalia; Primates; Hominidae
Product: splicing factor 3A subunit 2-like
Exons: 2
Coding region: 11-481 (156 amino acids)
Source: RefSeq, a predicted model, not a curated record